Molecule: messenger RNA, 9578 nt
Organism: Ornithodoros turicata
Lineage: Eukaryota; Metazoa; Arthropoda; Arachnida; Ixodida; Argasidae
Product: dynamin-binding protein-like
Exons: 23
Coding region: 258-4505 (1415 amino acids)
Biological process (GO): intracellular signal transduction
Cellular component (GO): cytoplasm
Molecular function (GO): protein binding; guanyl-nucleotide exchange factor activity
Source: RefSeq, a predicted model, not a curated record
ACUCCGCAUUUUCAACGCUAGGACGAUUUCUGUCGCCAUUCGGGCACUGGGCCGUAUUCAUGGCCGUAUUCGAGUUUUUUGUUUUGCGGACGUCGUUUUUGUUGGAUAAGUUUACAUUUUCGCAUAAAAAAUACAGAUGUUCGAAGGUGAAUGCAUUUUGCCCUUGUUGCCACACGCAAGUUAACUAGCUUUGCUUGCCAGCAUUUAAAUGAUUUUGAAGAAAAGAGAUAUCACCAUUAGGUGAUCCACGGGGUGAAAUGGAACCUGGUACUAUAGUAAGGUCACUCUCUGACUUCGACUCUGGGCUGGAUGGAGAGCUGUCACUCAAGAAUGGUGACGUGAUUCAGGUCGUAGAGGCAGUGGACAAACACUGGACUCUAGGAGAUCUAAGGGGACAGCGUGGGAAGUUUCCGUCUAGCGUUGUCGUGGAAGUGAAACCUCCGUUGCUGAACCCCGGACAAGAGCUGUUUGUUGGUGUGGCCGACUUCAUCUCGGAUGUCCAAGGAGACUUGUGCUUCAGCUCUGGCGACCUUAUUGUGGGAUUGUCACCUGUGGAUGACAACUGGUGGGAGGGAAGGUGCGAAGGACGUAGCGGCAUCUUCCCAAUGUCCCACGUCUGGAAGGCGGAUUCUACCAAGCUCAGGUCUGCCGCAGACUCUGCAUUUGUGGACUUGUGGGCCCGGGUCAGGCAAGACAUGGCAGCCCAGCUGGACGAUGAGCUCUCCCUGGUUCAGGGGGAGAUGGUUCACAUUACCAAGAUCAUCGAUCAUGAUUGGUACUGGGGCGAAUGCAAGGGGCAGGAAGGAAGAUUUCCUCGGAGGUUUGUCACGGUUCUACCUAAAGAUGAGGCAGAGAUCUCAGCCGUAACGGCACCACCGGCCGCGACCGAUACGGCACCUGAGCUUAGUCGUUACGAUGCUGGCCCCCCUAAGCCUCCAAGAACUUUCAAGGCUGAAGCGACCAAUAGCGAAGAUAAUGAGGACAGCACCGGAAGUGGCUACCACAGCCUCAACAGCGGGAUCGCUCCUUAUGCCCGUGCCAAAUACCCAUUCAGCGCGCAGUACCCGAAUGAACUAUCUUUUAGCGAAGGCGAACUCAUCACUAUGAUACGCCAUAUUGACGACGAAUGGACGGAGGGCGAAUUGAACGGAGAAGUUGGACUUUUCCCCACGGAUUUUGUCGACAUCAUUGUCGACUGUUCGGAAGCAGCAGCUCCUACGCAGGACAGCACGCCCGUUGUGUCGGAGUUCCGUGACGAGGAGCCUGCGAGGUUUGGGAGGGCGCUCUUCGAUUUUACGGGCGACGUUGCUGGCGAUUUACCGUUGAGGGCAGGGGACGUAAUAGUGUUGCUCGGCAGGCUGAACAGUGAUUGGUACAGAGCCAGAACACGGGACGGAAGAGUUGGAAUCUGCCCCACGAAUUUUGUGGAGGAGAUGUCGCGGUCGCCGGACGCCGGAGCAGAGUCCAAGAAAAUGGGAAGGUACAACUCAGCACCGAGUUGUCAGAUUCUGUCAAAGGUAUCAGACGACAGGAAGAGGAAGACGCUGACCAGGCCUUCUGCAGUCAACGAAGUGGAAAGCGGUGCGGCAAUGAACAGCCUGCCAACUGGGACUUCCUCCUUGGUUGAAGAAAGUGCUGCUCACCUCAGAAGAGCCAACACAUUGACGAGCUCAGAGAGUGCAGCUUUCAAAAGGGAGGUGGCAAGCUUUCAUGAACCCAAGACACCACAAAAAAAAGGUCCCGUCCCAACUCGUCCUCCACCGCCCAUACCUCGGAGUGCAACUUCAUCCUGUCUGCCGAGCAGGGCAGCUCCCCCUGUUCCAUAUCAGGAACAGCAACCCAGAGAGGCCACAGAACGUGUAUGCGAUGUGGCUGACGUAGCAGCAGGGACGGGCUUUGCAAGUGGUGCAGUUCUUGCAGAUGAACCAAAUGCAGACAGCAGCCAAGUGAAAGCAGACGUCGACAGAGAGAGAGCGGAAGAGAGAAAGAGAAAAGUACGAGAACAUCGUCAGUGUGUCAUCACAGAGCUGUUGCAGACGGAACGCGACUACAUAAAAGACCUACAGAUCUGCUACGACAUCUACCUCAGGGACCAGUCUGCAAGCAAGGACCUGGAAAUAGACAUGGCCACGCUAUUCGGAAACCUAGACGAAGUGAUAGCUGUUGCAAAUCAGCUCUUGUCACUCAUUGAAGAUGAAGCACGAAAGACAGAGCAGGAUCAGAUGAUUGGCUCUUGCUUUGUGAAUAUGGCUGAUGAGUUGAAGGAAGUUUAUGGGCAUUACUGCAGAAAUCAUGAUGAUGUCAGUGGGUUGUGGACAAAGUACAUGGAAAACCCGCAGACAAUGCAAUUUCUCCAAGCUGGUGUAGAACAGAUGCAACGGGAAACAAACUGCUUUGACUUACCUUCAGUGUUGAUAAAGCCAGUACAGAGAAUUCUCAAGUACCCCUUGCUGAUCAACGAACUGGAGAAGUCAACAGAAGAAGGUCACCCAGACAAAAAGGUUCUACUAGACGCAACAGCGAGGAUGUCUGACGUUGCAACGUCCAUCAAUGAGUUCAAGCGUCGGAAAGAUCUUGUUUUCAAGUACAGAAAGAAUGCUGAUGUCAGCCUGUCAAGGAGAUUGGCAAAGUUAAACUUGCACUCUGUUUUGAAAAAGUCAUCGCGUCUUGGCAUGAGGCUAUCCUCAACAUUUGGGUUCGGACCACUUGUGAAGGACGAGGAAUUCGAAAGGGAGGAACGAGACUUUCGAGUGCUUGAAAAGGCAAUAAAGAUGUUCCUGAAAGAUCUUGGCAUGUUUUGUGACCAACUCAAGGAGAUUAUCCAUGUGUCAUUGCAACUGGCAGAAAGUAUAGCGGACUUCUAUCAAGAAAUGAAAUCCAUGACUGAAGUGGAGCAGUAUCGAACUGUGCAGCGGACUAUCUGUACGGAAUACUGGCAGCAAUUUUCUAUGGCUGUGGAUAGAGAUGUUGUAGCAGUGCUGAAGCAGGUGCUGCAGAUGUUUGCUGGCCCAAACAAGCUUAUCACCAAGCGUGAACACAAGCUCCUCGAUUACGCUGCUUGCCGAAGUAGGGUAGAGAAGAACAAGGACAUUUCAAAGCAAAAGACGCUUUCGGAUGAGGAGCAGAUGGCGAAAAACACGUAUGAGGCUUUGAACUCUCAACUUCUUGAUGACUUGCCAAAGUUGUGCUCCAUAUCAGCAGACAUCCUACAUACGUGUGUUCAGGAUUUCCUUCGUGCACGAAAGAUGCUGAUUGGCCGUACCACUAGAGAGCUUAUGACUCUAAUGGAGCUUCCACUGAUGCUGAGUGCAAAAAGCAGUGGGGAUGUCCUGGAAAACUUCAGGAUCAAGCAUGUCCUUGUGUUGAAGACGCUUGCGCAAGAACCCCUCAUGAGUGACCACAACUUCUUUGCGAGUCUCCUUUCAAAAGCAGACGCAGCUACACUUCCAAAGAGUGCACGCUCAAAGGCCAAUUCGAACAAGAGGUCUAGUCUUGGGGCCUUGCCUGCGACACCAGGAAUUCAAGGCCCACAAACAGAAGCCCAAAAGGUGUACAUCAAGUCAACCUACAGCCCUGACUCUCUAUAUGUUGCCUUGGAAGACUACAUGGCUGUGGAUGUGCUGGACAUGAGCCUGAAAAAGGGGGACAUCAUUGGUGUUGUCAAGCGACAAGACCCUAUGGGCAGCUCCCUCCGCUGGUUCGUCGACAAUGGCACAUCUAAAGGCUUUGUACCCGCAAAGUAUCUGUCUUCACUGCCACCACCUCAUCGGUCGAGUCUUGCCCCAAGCGCUCCUACAGUCGCGUCACGAUCGCCCUCGCCGAAUUCGCAACAGGGACGCGUCACUCCGCAACCACGAGCCAGCGAGCCUCCUCCACCUUACAGUGAAAAGGAUCCAUUGCAGAUGCCCUUAUCUAUGAGCAACCGCCCUGCAGCACCCCCUACAGCAGCAUCAGCCACAACAAGAUUAUCGUUGCCUGCAGUGCCCACACAAAGUGCUAACCAAGAUGUAGCACGGAAUCCAGGACGGAAAAGUGACGUUACUAUCUACAACUACUCGUUCAGCCCUGGUGCAGCAUUGGAUUCAUCGGAUGCAGGGGUAGCUAGUGGCGAGCCAAGUAUAGGGUCUCCUAUUAAAGAAGCAACACCGGCAACGAGGUAUGACAACUGUGAGUUUGACCCUUUAGCACCGGCAGCAAUCGCAAACCCAAUGGAGCAGCACCCGACCCACAAUGGACACACGGUCUUGGGUGGCGGUGAACGUUACGCAAAUAUUGAAGUCGAGAGCAACCAGCUGUUCCAGCAACCACCCGCUGUGAAUGAGUACCAUUAUGCCCUGUACCCGUUUUCGGCGAGUGGACCGCAUCAACUGAGCGUGGCACAGGGCCAGGUGGUGCUAGUGCUCCACAAGUACGACCUGCACGGGAAUCCAGACUGGUGGUUCGUUCAAGACAGGCACAACAACAAAGGAUACGUGCCCGGGAACUACUUGCAAAAAUACCAGUGAUCUGGUGAACUGUAUAGAUGAGUCAUAUUCCCCAAAGAGUGUACAGAUGAUCGAGGGCAUGCAUUGUGAAAUAUGAGCAGUCCGUGAAGUUGUGUUUCGUGAAUGACAAAAUGUUUGGACGUCUAGCAAAAGUGUGAAAAUGAGUGUUGAUGUAAAUGCCGUUCUCUUCUACUCUGACUUCCAUGUUUUUGAUUCUUGGAGAACAUGCUAGCGCGGAACAAGCAGCCCAUUUCUGAACGGUGGCUGCGAGGAGUUCUAUGAAAACUUGAAUCUUGUUAAUCUCCGUACCAAGGUACGAGCACACGUUUGUGAGUUCUUUUGGAUACUACUGGCUGCUCCUAUGAAUUUCGUUUUUAGAUAGGGCAGUAGGACAUAUUGUUCCUGCAAAAGUACAGGCUUGCAUUUUCUCUGCACAUGGCUUUGCUAUUCAUUGUGCAAAUACAUGUAACAAAAAUAUCUUAUGUAGAUAAUGUAAACGUGAAAAAUGUUGAUGAGAAUGAGAAGUUACCCGUAUCAUCCGUGCCGCUUUCCACACCUUUUAUACACCAUUACUUCUGACCUUUAUGCGGUGAGAUUUGGUGUACCGUGCAUGUUAAUAUAAUAUGCACAUCCACGUGCAGCUCAAGAAAAGCAGUUACAUGCCCUUGUUGCCAAGUUGCACACAAGAAAAGAGGCACUGUUUACACGUGACAUGUUGACGUAUAACUAAUGUGAAAUGGGUGUGAAUCUCUAAACCUUUGUGUUGUUUGUAAUAAAGGAGGCAGUUGGUUUGCAUGAAAUGUUUAUAAUUAUGAAGGCAUCAAAUAUGUCAUCUGUUAGCUCAUAAUAAACUUUAUAGCAACAGUUACGAUGCAGUAGCACCCACGUUAAACUGUGCAGAAACUAUACAGGGUGUUUCACCUAAUGUGCUAAAAAAUUGCGUGGAAAAGUUACUUGUGUGACAAUUAUGGGGUCAACACUGUUUAUGUUGGGGAAGCUCUUGCCAUGACUUUUAUCAUUUUGAAGGCGCGAGAAAUUGAAUUCUCCUGAUUGAACUCUAAAAUUUGCUAAGUCAGCCUUGCAUGGUUUUCCUUUUUUUCUUCUUCUGUUUUUGCCAGAAACAGAAAACUCAUGUUGGAUUUACCCCAUUCCACUGCAGUAGUAAUAAUAAUAAUAAAAAAAAAAGAAAACGUUGUUUAGAGGUGCGCACAUUGUCGGCAGAGCUCGGUUCUCUGUCAAGUUAAUGGAAGAUGCGGCGGAAGAAAACAGCUAUCCACCUCUUCCUGUUUCCUUCUCACUCCUUUUUUUUUUUUUCGCAUAACUUUGCAUUUUAACCAUGCUGCCGUUAUCAGCAGAAGCAUGGAAAAGUGAAAGGGCAUUUCCAUGGCCUCCUAGCAUUGUUCCCUUAGGAGAUCUUUGCUCGUCCCACAAUUUGCGCCCAUCACAAAGACGUUUUUUUUUUUUAGCUUUUUUCAGCUAUUACCGUUGCUGUAAGGAAUGUGUUUUGCAAUGGAAUUGGGUAAAUCCAACAUGCACUUUCUGUUUAUGGCAAAAAAAACGUCUCGUUGACUUGGCAAAUUUCGAAGUUAAAUUAAGAAAAUUCUGUUUCUCACGAACUAAAAUUUAUAAGAGUGCUCGGAAGUCACGGGAAAAGCUCCCCCAACAUAAGUGGAAUUGACCCUAUAAUUUUCACACAAGUAAAUUUUUUAAUACAAUUUUUACUGUGAAACAUCCUGCACAUGGCCUAUCAAGAAGAAGAAAAUAGUUUUUUUUAAAAUUCGUUACAGAAUUUUUAUUAGAAAACUGGCAGAGCAAAACAGAUGCCGUUUCAGCAGGUGGGUUAUACGGUAAGGCAGACAUCCUGUGGGACAGCGUAUGCAACUGCUGGAUGACUAAUUAGCCAAAGUUCAUUAAUUAACUUAUUAAUUAGAUGUUUUCUGGAAAAUGCGGUAUAGCAGAAUUGGAGCCAGUCAUUAUUCAAACCCAUCGUUCUUAUUAAACACCCUGAGAAGCGAACGUACUGUGAGAUAUAAAUUGCCAAAUUUCUCUAUGCAAAUGAGCUGAAACCAGAACUACGCAGUACUCUAGCACAGAAAGAGCGACAGGCAAUCCCGGUGAGUGGGCAUGUGCUUUGGAGCGAUGGAGCUGAAUCGAGUAGGUGCUAAUUGGAGACCACUCUCUGACCCAGAUAAGGUGAAGGCCGCGUCGUUGCUGCGCUCGGAAAGCGUGUAGUUCUAGUUUUGGCUUAUUUGCGUAGCGAAAUUUGACAUUAAGUACGUUCGCUUCACAGGGUGUUUAAUAAGGACGGUGGAUUUGGAUGAUGACUGGCUCCAAUUCUGCCACCUAGCGUUUCCCAGAAAACAUCUAAUUAAGUUAAUUAAUGCAUUUUAGCUAAUUAGUCGUCCAGUAGUUGCAUCCAGUAGUUACGGCAUCUAUUUCGCUCUGCUAGGUUUAUUUAUUAAAAUUCUGUAACGAAUAAAAAAAAACACCCUGUAUAUCUACAAAUGUGUGUAAUAAAAAAGAAAAAUUGUUACCAUUUCUCAUCACACAUUUGCAUAGCUUGAAAAAGUGUAAUGGGAAAACUUAAACAUAUUAUUGUGCUGCUGGUAUUGGCAUUUACAAAGUACUAUGCCAAACUUGUGUUAUACUUCAUAUGGUUAGCUUCUAAAUACAGUACUUGUGACGACACAGACAGAAUUCAUUCACUUUGAGUACAAAAACGUGUUUAGCUAGAUGCCUGAUAUUACCGUGAAAGUGCUGUGAUGUGCGAAACGAUACAAACAAUCGAGAACGUUGUAGUACCAGAAAUAUAGCUAUAUCAAAGAAAAGUGUAAAUAAGUAGCAGCAAAAAAGGAACUGUGUGGUUGUUAAAUAUGUGUCUCAAAGCGAACUUGGAAUGAUAUGAGGAAGUUCUUGUCACAACAGUUUAUUGUAGCUUGUGAUACGUCCUGCAACGUGAAUUAAUUAUCAGUAUUAUCAUGAUUUUUUAUUUAUUAUACAGUUAACAUCUAAACAACAUUCCAUGGCAAGGUAAAGAAUGGUGAGGUUUGGCUGUGAUAUUUGGUGUCAAAGUGCUUGUAGAAUAUUGGCAUGUACAGGGUGCUUUUUUAUGGUAUCGAUGCUUUUCUUUUUUCAAAAUCAAUUGCAAGCAGGUUAUAUGGUCAUGCAGACUUUCUGUUCAAAUGACUAAUUACCUAUAAUUAAUUAAUGAAUUUUUAACUAAGGUGCAUGUUUUGUUUUGUGGAAUUCAAGGCUGUUGUCAUUUAAUGCCAGCCCGUCUUUUAACAAACCUGGAACGAGCACAUACUUUGGGUAAUCCGUCACCAGAUUUUGCUAUGCAUAUCAGCCAAACCUGAAACCCAGUAUGAAAGAGUGUCAGAAGGCCAAUACUUUGGAAGGUGCCUUCCCCACAUAAAGCUUCUUGGUUUUCGAUUGGAGUUUGAUUCUUCAGAUCUAAACGAUGUACAAAAACUUUAAUUGAAAACUUGAUUAAUGGCUGCAACAAGUUGGGGUAGUUGGUGAAAUGACAUGUUGAGGAAUGACAGAGCGAAGGAAAUGGUGAACAAAGAAGCAGAUGCAAGUAUUGUAGUAAUAGAUCACCUGUAAUUUCGUUCGGAAAUGACGUCGGUGCCCUGGCUUCCGUGUCAAGCGCCUCACAGGUUCCGAUAGCCAAGGUGCUUUGUGCUCGCUGCAUGUUUAAAAUUGGUUUCCCAGUCGUUUCUGAACCAGUAUGGGUGGCUGUUGUGCUGUUGUGAAGGGCAGACUAUUCCCUUCAGGACUACAAUGCCAGGUAUAGGCACAGCGACAGUAAUGCUGCGUAGUUCUCCAGCAUAUGAGUGUAUGGAAGAAUAUGAAAUCCACAGCAUCAAAAACUAAUUUUUGACAUUUUCACAUUAUCUGUUUUCAGCGGCAGCUGAAAAUCGCUGCUUGCACACGUGACGCGCGCUUGAAGUUUGCUUGUUGCAGCAGUUAUACUCAAUGUUACAUUACGUGCGUGCUUACCGUCAGUAAAUUAGUUUAUGUACACACACAGAAAAACACAGUCUAUUAGUCAGGUUCUGACAGUCACGCUUUACCGCUUUCUAAAGAUGUUUCUAGAGCCAGGCACAUCCACCUCCAGCACCCAUGGCAUGCGUCGUCUGCUAGCGUAGACACGGAAGUCUACCCUUUUCCCAUGAUUUUUCCCAGUUUUUUUUCCUUUGCGCUGUCAUUCCACAACGUGUUGUUUAACGAAUUUUUGCCGACUCAUCUGGUUGUUGCAUACUGUGUUGUGCAGAAUGCCAGCCGUAUAACAUGCUUGCAAGAGGGGCAUCUGUGCUGCUCUCGUAGAUUUUUAAUUAAAAAAUAAACUGUGUAAAAGGGUGUUGAAUGUCUUCCACAAUUUGGGCUGCUAUGUGGCAGUGUUUUAAUUUCAGUUGCAAGUUCACUACCUUUGCAUUCGUGUCAAAGUGAAAUGAAGCUUUUUGUCAGAACCGCACCAGGCAGCAUUACAAUACACAUACAUAUGUGGAAAAAUGCGUGUAUGUUUUGUGUAUAAAUCCUACAAAUUACAGUGCUGUAUAAUAGUGAUAGUGGGAAUUGUAUUUGUUGCAGAGCUUGCCAUUGGCUGGAACUUUUAUUUUUAUUUUUUAGUGCAUAAAAUCUAUUGGGGGAUUCAGGAAGUCAUGUUACGAUUCAGACAAAAAUUUAUUUGGCGUGGUAGGUGUUCUGUGGGAUUGGGUGUUAGUCCCUACAUAGUGAAACACUUCUAUUGUGUAUCAUUCGUGUUCCUGCUUUACAUUAUUUUUUAUCUUUUCCAUAAUAUGACACAUCUAAGACUGCAGUCCUAAGGAUUGCCUAACUACUUGCUCUACAUAUUUUGCACUUUUAUAGAAUACAGCAUGGAGAAGCUGAUGAAUGAUCUUCAAUCUCACGAUUUCCAUCUCAGGACUCAUUGCUGUACAUGAUAUUCCAGAGAAUUUAUGCAUGUUUUAAUUACGAAUUUUCUUUGAAACAUGGCUUCGUAAUUCAAGUAGACCAAAGAACUAUAUACCAUGAAAACUGUCUUUGGGCUGUAUGGUACAUCAUUUUUUAAAAUAUACGUUCUGCAUCUUG